Molecule: messenger RNA, 3277 nt
Organism: Corylus avellana
Lineage: Eukaryota; Viridiplantae; Streptophyta; Magnoliopsida; Fagales; Betulaceae
Product: Pentatricopeptide repeat (PPR) superfamily protein
Molecular function (GO): protein binding
Source: RefSeq, a predicted model, not a curated record
UCUCUUCCUGUCUACUUUCCUUCCCCUACCACACAAGAAAGGCUAUGGCAUAACAAGUAACAACGUUCUAAAAAUCAGGCCAUGAGGAACUUGAUCAAGUUUGGGUGCUUGUGUUCCAAUUCAAGCGACAGGCUCUUUCAUUUUCAGCUGUCAAAAUUUCAGAUUUGUCUUCUUUCGAGCCUCUCCAGGUCAUCAUCUAAACUUUCCCAGCCCAAGAAAACGACCCAAGACACCCACUCGAAGAACCGAGCAGAAGCUAGUACGUUUAGCUUACUAUUCAGUGAGAUCAAAGAGAUUUUAGGCGCUGAUAGCUUCACUGCAGAUGGUACCCAGUCUGGGAUUUCAAUAUCCAAAGAUAUCCAUGGGAGGGACGCUGAGCUAAAGGAAGAACACCCACAUAGGACCGAAGGUGUUUGUGGAAAUGCCGAGGAUGGCAUAUUGCAAGAAAAUGAUUAUGUAUUGGCUUUGGAGGAUACCCAGUUGGGAAAUUUGGGUGGUAGCGAUGUUAGCCCAGAAGUUCAUAACAUUACGCAGAUUGUUCGGGCGGAAAACGGCUUGGUUUCGAUGGAGGAGCAGUUAGAAAAGUUGAGUGUUCGAUUCGAUUCAGAGGUUGUUGAGAAAGUGUUGAAAAGGUGCUUUAAAGUGCCACAUUUGGCUUUAAAAUUCUUCGAUUGGGUGAAGCUCAGAGAUGGGUUUCGUCAUACAACGAAGACCUACAAUACCAUGUUAUCCAUAGCUGGGGAAGCGAGAGAGUUUCAGCUGGUGGAGAAGGUGGUGGAGGAAAUGGAGAAGAACUUGUGUGAGAAAGAUAUCAAGACUUGGACCAUUAUUAUCUCCCUAUAUGGGAAUGCAAAGCUAAUUAGCAGAGCCUUGUUGGCCUUUGAGAAUAUGAGGAAGUGUGGUUGUGAGCCAGAUGCACAGGUUUACAAGAAGAUGAUACGUGCACUUUGCUCUGCUGGAAAAGCUGACAUUGCGAUCGAAUUCUACAAGGAGAUGAACCAGAAGGACGUGGUGCUUGAUGUGGGUUUGUAUAAGAUGCUAAUGGAUUGCAUGGCAAGAUCAGGAGAUAUUGCUGCUGUUCGCACAGUUGCAGAUGACAUGAUGAGGGUUUGUCAAAUUCCAGAGCACAAUGUUUAUGGAUGUGUACUGAAAAGUUUGUGCAUCUCAGGAAGAAUUAGAGAAGCUUUAGAAUGGAUUCGUGAACUCAAAAGUAAAGAUUUAACACUUGACCCUGAAUACUUUGAGACCUUAGUGAAAGGACUGUGUAGGGCUGAUAGAAUUGCCGAUGCUUUGGAAAUUGUUAAUAUUAUGAAGAGAAGACAUCUUGUUGAUGGGAAAGUUUAUGGGAUUAUCAUCAAUGGGUAUUUGAAGAGAAAUGAUGUUUCUAAGGCACUUGAUUUGUUUCAAAGCAUGAAAGAGUCUGGGCACAUGCCUAUGACUUCUACCUAUACAGAGCUGAUGCAGCGUCUUUUCAGAUUGGGCGAGUAUGAAAAGGGCUGUGUGCUAUAUAAUGAGAUGUUGGAAAGAGGAGUUAAGCCAGAUACCGUGGCAAUCACAGCCAUGGUUGCAGGUCAUGUCAGCCAAAACCGUGUAUCUGAAGCAUGGAAAGUUUUUAAGAGUAUGGAGGACAGAGGCAUCAAGCCUACAUGGAAAUCUUAUUCGGUAUUCAUUAAGGAGCUUUGCAAGGUUUCAAGGACAGAUGAAAUUUUCAAGGCUUUAAAUGAAAUGCAGGCAUCUAAGAUAGACAUUCGAGAUGAAAUAUUUGAUGGGGUUUUGUCCUAUAUGGAGAAAAAGGGUGAGCUGGACAGUAUUGAAAAAGUAAAGCGGAUGCAAAGAAUCUGUAAGCUUCACCCACAAGAAGGCGAGUUACCUAGGUCUUCUGAUGCAUCCGGAGAACAGAAGCUCAAGCUGGAGUUGAACUCCAACCAAUCAGAGGCGGUAAGGAUAGACUGUCACUUAAUGGAGCCACCUACAAAGAACUAUGAUGAGCAGGAUUUGCAUGAAGUUUGUAGGAUUUUGUCAUCCUCAACAGAUUGGUACUUAAUUCAAGAAGCUUUGGAGAAGUGCAAUGUACAGUUCACACCAGACCUUGUUGUGGAGAUCUUGCGCAAUUGCAAUAUGCAUGGUUCUGCUGCAUUACACUUUUUCUCAUGGGUAGGGAAACAAUCUGGUUAUAGCCACACUACAGAAACUUACAACACGGCUAUUAAACUUGCCGGACGAGGAAAAGAUUUCAAGCACAUGAGACACCUUUUCUAUGAAAUGAGAAGAAGAGGUUGCUCCAUAACAUCUGAUACAUGGACAAUCAUGAUAAUGCAAUAUGGCCGUACAGGUCUGACUGAGAUUGCUCUGAAUAUUUUUGGGGAGAUGAAAGUUGAUGGCUGUAAACCAAAUGGCAGCAGCUACAAGUAUUUGAUUAUAAGCCUUUGUAGGAGGAAAGGUAGGAAGGUGGAUGAAGCCAUUAAAAUAUUUGAGGAGAUGACGGAUGCGGGAUAUAUCCCGGACAAAGAACUGGUUGAAACUUAUCUUGGUUGUUUAUGUGAAGUUGGUAGGCUGUUAGAUGCUAGAAGAUGCGCAGAUUCCCUUCGUCGAGUCGGUUUUGCAAUUCCACUGAGUCAUUCCUUGUACAUCAGGGCGCUUUGUCAAGCGGGGAGGGUGGAAGAAGCUCAAGCAUUGGUGGAUGAGGUUGGUGCAGAAGCGGAAGGAUCUAUUUUGGAUAAGUACACUUAUGGAAGCCUUGUUCAUGGACUACUACAAAAGGGUCGCAUGGAAGAGGCAUUGGCUAAGGUGGAUUCUCUGAAGCAGGCCGGGAUUUCUCCAACCGUCCAUGUCUAUACAUCUUUAAUGGCUCAUUUCAUGAAGGGGAAUCAGAUAGAAAGAGCUCUCGAAAUUUUCCAGAAAAUGCAACAGGAAGGUUGUCAACCAACUGUUGUUACUUAUACAGAACUGGUACGAGGUUACAUGAACAUGGGGAAGGUGGCUGAUGCUUGGAACAUCUUCCACCGGAUGAAGUUGAAAGGUCCUUUACCUGAUUUUAAAUCUUAUUCAAUUUUCAUUACUUCUCUGUGUAAGAUAGGUAGAUCUGAAGAGGCCUUGCAGCUUAUAUCAGAAAUGAUUGGUAGUGGGAUUGUUCCCAGUACUGUUAAUUUUCGAGAAGUUUUUCAUGGGCUAAAUAGAGAAGGGAAGCAAGAUUUAGCCCGUACUGUGUUGAAACAAAAAUCAGCUUUAAGAUCUAAACGAAAGUUCUUGACAUAAUCUAUCUUGAUUAUUUUUUUUC